AAAGUGUGCGGUGAAGAGAUUCCAAGGUCGGUUCCACCAGAAGACGACGGCGGAUUCCUCUUGACCAGCUGUCGAUUGGCUUUACUGGAACAUUCAAAUGCUGUUUCCGAGGAAAUCUCCUUCGAUUCCGGUGAAAAAGUGCUAAACUUUCGUCCUUCAUAUGACGAACAUCAUCAGAGCAAGGGAUAUGUCACUGGAUUAGGUGUUUUCCCAAAUCAGCAAACUUCGGAGCUACGUGGUCGCAUUCGAAAUCUGAUCUGUCGGACUCGCAGCACUGCAGGCGAUGGCCAAACGACGGUUGCGAAACACCGUGUUCGAGCCUCCUCCACUCAAAACCUGCAUUGA
Messenger RNA from Protopolystoma xenopodis, 345 nucleotides. The record is from the annotation of a GenBank genome assembly. NCBI's taxonomy places the organism in Eukaryota, Metazoa, Platyhelminthes, Monogenea, Polystomatidea, Polystomatidae.